AUGUGGCUGUUUGGGUCCUUUUCGUCCCACGAGGACAUGCUCACGCGUCUCCGUUCACAGUCUGCUUAGGUUUCUACUCAAAAUCUGAUUUAAAAAACUUUUUUCGAGAUGGACACCGAUAAAAACCCAGUCCCGGACUCUGUAGUACCCAUUGAGAACAAAGAUGACGCCGAUUCUUUCACAAAGGUUAAGUCAAAAAAGUCUCAGAAGCGAAAACGUGAACAAGAUGGAGCGAGCAUGGACACAGAGGAGCCCGUGGCAAGCAAACGACCGCAAUUUCCGCCCAUUUCAGGAGACAAAUUACGGGGAUCAGAUGAGAUGCGCAAAAUCCCAGUUCCAGCUCACAGAUACACACCGCUGAAAGAUAACUGGCUGAAGAUUUUCACUCCUAUUGUAGAGAACCUACAACUUCAAGUUAGAUUCAACCUCAAAACAAGGAAUGUUGAAAUCAAGACAUGUAAAGAAACACAGGACAUCACCUCACUCCAAAGAGCAGCUGAUUUUGUUAAAGCAUUUGUUCUUGGAUUUCAGGUUGAAGAUGCUCUGGCUCUCAUUAGAUUAGAUGAGCUCUUCCUUGAAAGCUUUGAUGUCACAGACGUGAAACCUCUGAAGGGAGACCACUUAUCCAGAGCUAUUGGAAGAAUAGCAGGGAAGGGAGGAAAAACCAAAUUCACCAUUGAAAAUGUCACAAAGACUCGCAUUGUGCUUGCAGACACAAAAGUUCACGUAUUAGGAUCUUUCCAGAAUAUCAAGAUGGCCCGGACAGCGAUAUGCAACUUGAUCUUAGGAAGUCCACCUUCAAAGGUCUAUGGCAACAUCAGAGUGGUGGCUAGCAGGACUGCAGAGAGAUUCUAAACCUGAAGCCUGAUUGGUUACCAUAUGUAUUUCUCUUCUCCUAUUGGCUGGUGGAAUUCCUAUGUGGGAUCUGUGUUGAGACAGUCACUGCCCUUUGGACUAAUACCUCGGGUUCUUCUGUAAUCUCGUGGUUUCUGAAUCAGCUGGUAUCAAAUAUGAUUAAUAAAAUUAUGAUACGUGCAUUAAGGGAAUAUGGAUAUCUGAAAGUACGUGUUUGUGCAAAUGUGUUUUAAAAAAAAAAAAAACUAAACAAAGCAUGUGUGUACUCUUCUUUCCUGGUGAAUGAAGAUACAAGUCUAGUCAGUCACAUCUUGGUCAGGUUUAAAAUAAUAAUAAAAAAGGACAGUCAAAUAGAAUACUUUCAACAUUUCAAAGUUUAUUUAAAUUUUAUUUUUCAUACAGUAUCAAGUUUCCAACAGUCCCACAGCAUAAGAUGCAGCAUGCAGAAAAAGGAAAAAAAAAAGGUUCUCAAACUUAAAUCUUCUCAUAUCCCCACACAAACUAAAAAGAACCCAAGUCCCUCAGAGAAAAGUAGCACUUACAAACUAAAGCGCGGUCUGAACUAUACAGAGAACAGAGAGCCAGAACUGCAUUUAACAAAUACUUAUAUACAAAAGGAAAAAAAAAAAAAAAACAUCAAAUUUUCCCCUUUAAGCUGAGUACA
Haplochromis burtoni (Burton's mouthbrooder) is the source of this 1519-nucleotide messenger RNA. RefSeq names its product partner of NOB1 homolog (gene pno1). Gene Ontology annotation, cellular component: nucleolus. The record is from RefSeq and is a predicted model, not a curated record. Gene Ontology annotation, molecular function: RNA binding. The transcript has 7 exons. Bases 109 to 855 code for a protein of 248 amino acids. Lineage: Eukaryota; Metazoa; Chordata; Actinopteri; Cichliformes; Cichlidae.